GGUCUAGACCAAAUCUCGUCCGAGCACUUUGAAGCACUUUGAAGCACUUGGCUUGUCUAUGGCACAAAAGCCCUCUGGCCCUUUUCACGUGCAUCAACAAAGCCAUCCAUCUCACCCUUUCACACAUGCUAGAACGACUUGUCAUGUAAAAUUUAAAACAAGACAUGGAGUGCACCUCAAUCUUACUGAGGCUGGCCAGGUUAUUUCAGGUCUCGACAAAUAUAUGCCAUCGAUCUAUGGUAAAGGGUUCGUUUGAGAGAUGCUGCAGGGUUUCUCGCACGACAAGUCCUGCGCGCUCUGGCGGCUGGUUUAUUUUCCUCGUCUCCGAUGCUCACCCGCCAUGCUAAAAACAGAGUCAC
Molecule: messenger RNA, 359 nt
Organism: Babjeviella inositovora NRRL Y-12698
Lineage: Eukaryota; Fungi; Ascomycota; Pichiomycetes; Serinales
Exons: 1
Coding region: 59-256 (65 amino acids)
Source: RefSeq, a predicted model, not a curated record